Molecule: messenger RNA, 4066 nt
Organism: Drosophila subobscura
Lineage: Eukaryota; Metazoa; Arthropoda; Insecta; Diptera; Drosophilidae
Gene: Letm1
Product: mitochondrial proton/calcium exchanger protein
Exons: 4
Coding region: 224-3307 (1027 amino acids)
Biological process (GO): intracellular monoatomic cation homeostasis
Cellular component (GO): mitochondrial inner membrane
Molecular function (GO): calcium ion binding; ribosome binding
Source: RefSeq, a predicted model, not a curated record
UUUACUUUUAUACGUAGGAAACGCAAUCAAUUUCGCCAAAGGAAACGACAUAAGCAGAAGCAACUUCAAGAACUAAAAGGACACAAAAACCUGACGACAGCAAAGGCAAGGAAACCAUCAAGCGUUGUUGAAAAUUCAAAAUUACAAUUGAAAACAUUUUUGGAUUCGGAUUGGCAAAAGCAGAGCACCGCCCCGAACCGCCCCACAGGCUAAAAGCAUCAACAUGAAUGCACUUUUGCGCCGCGAGGGAAGGACUCUGAAAACGAAUUACCACCUUCAGGGCUUCUAUACACGCUAUCUAAAGACGAGCAGUUGUGCCUGUUGCACCGCCGACUACACGAAUGUGGCUACUGGAGGGGAAUGCGAACACACUCGGAGGAGAUCCACAUCGGCCAGCAGUGCCUCACUGCGUACACUGGCGCAUCCGGGCAAACUGUUUCAGCAUGAGUCAGUAUUUAGGUACGGCUACAACUAUACGGGCCAUGGAUUUCGACAUUUGCACUCGAGUCGAUCCCUGCUCGAGUCGUCCACCUCAAAGAUCGAUGUUACGGUCAAGAAGCUGAAGAACCAGCAGAAGGAGAAGGUGGAGGAGAUCAUGAAGGAGGUGGCCAAUGGCCAGGCAUCGACAAAGACGGCAGCCGCUGCAGCCACAGCCUCUGCCGGGGUGCAUGUUAACGAGAACGCAACGUCCGCCGACGCAGCUGGAUCGACGGCGACCUCGUUGACCCAAGCGCCGGAUAAGUCGGUGGCCAAACCAAAGAAAUCCCUGGGAUUGCGCAUCUGGGAGGAGCUGGUCCACUACUACCAUGGCUUUCGGCUGCUCUUCAUUGAUGUGGCCAUCUGCUCGAAGCUUCUGUGGCGCGUGCUCAACGGCAAGAGUCUCACCAGACGUGAGAAUAAGCAGCUCCAGAGGACAACAUCCGAUCUGUUCCGAUUGAUUCCCUUCUCGGUGUUCAUUGUGGUGCCGUUCAUGGAGCUUUUGCUGCCGGUUUUCAUCAAAUUCUUCCCAGGCAUGCUGCCGUCCACGUUCCAAACGGCCAAGGAUCAGCAGGAGAAGCUGAGGCAGUCGCUGGGCGUGCGCCUGGAGGUGGCCAAGUUCCUGCAAAAGACCCUGGACCAAAUGCCCGUCCAGCAUAAGGAGCACAGCAGCGAGGAGGCCAAGCAGUUCGAGGCCUUCUUCAACAGGAUUCGCCAUCCCAGUGAGAAUGUGAGCAACGAUGACAUCAUCAAGUUUGCCAAACGCUUCGACGAUGAGAUCACCCUCGACUCGCUCUCGCGGGAGCAACUGGCGGCCCUCUGCCGUGUGCUCGAGCUGAACACGAUUGGCACGAGUAAUCUGUUGCGGUUCCAGCUGCGCCUCAAGCUGCGCUCCCUGGCCACCGACGAUCGGGUGAUUGUGCGCGAGGGCGUGGACACCCUGGAUCUGAUUGAGUUGCAGCAGGCCUGCAAGGCGCGUGGCAUGAGGGCGUACGGUCUCACCGAAGAACGCCUGCGCUCCCAGCUGAAGGAGUGGAUCGAUCUGUCGCUGAACGAACAGGUUCCACCCACGCUGCUGCUGCUGUCCCGCGCCAUGCUCAUCUCCGAUCAGGGCAAUGCCACGGACAAGCUGAAGGAGACGAUGCGGGUGCUGCCGGAUGCGGUGGGUGCCCACACGCGUCAUGCCAUUGGCGAGAGCGAGGGCAAGGUGGACAACAAGACGAAGAUUGAGAUCAUCAAGGAGGAGGAGCGCAAGAUCCAGGAAGAGCGCGAGGAGGAGCACGAAGAGGUGAUUGCCAAGCGCACAGCUAUCAAGGAUGAACAGCCCGCUCCGUACGUGUUUGCCGAGCAAUUGACAAGCGCCACUCGUACUCUGGAGCACAAGGAAGCGCCCGUGCCCGUGGCUUCCGACUCGGACAAGGGCAUCUCCUCCACGGACGUACAAAUGCUCUCCGAUGCACUGAACACACUCUCCUCCGACAAGCAGAUGGUCGUGGAGAAGGAGACCAUCAAGGAGCUGAAGGAGGAGCUGCGAGACUACAAGGAGGACGUGGAGGAGCUGCGGGAGGUGCGGCAGGUGGUCAAGGAGCCGGUGCGCGAGAGCCGAGCUGCCAAGCUGCUCUACAAUCGUGUCAACAAGAUGAUAUCCCAGCUGGACGGUGUCCUCAACGAUCUGGAGCAUCGCCAGCUGCAGAUCAAGCAGGCGAAUGCCAUCGAUUGCGCGGAGGUUGAAGCCAGCCCAGAUCGCCAGCCCACAGUUCACAUUGACGAGCUGGUGGCCACCAUCAAGCGCAUGCGCGAAGCAUCCGACGGCGAGCGUUUCAAGGUAGUCGAAGAUUUGCUCGUGAAGCUCGAUGCCGAUCAGGACGGUGCCAUUUCCGUGAACGAAAUCACCAAAGUUGUCCAAAGCAUCGACAGCCAGGCCACCAAUAUCGACAAGAAGCAGCUGGAGGAGUUUACCCAGCUGCUGACAACGCAGGCAACGAAGCGACGCAACGAGGAAAUUGUCCACAUCGACGAUCUCAUGCAGAACAUUAAGCGGCUCAAGGAGACCAGCGACGAUGCGCGCCUCAAGCAUAUCGAGCAAGUGCUGGACAAGUUUGAUGCCGACAAGGAUGGCGUGAUUACCGUCAACGAAAUACGAAAGGUGAUGGAGUCCAUUGGUCGUGACAACAUCAAGCUGAGUGAGAAGGCCAUCGAUGAGCUCAUUUGUCUGCUGGACAAGGAGCAAAUUUUGCAUGCAGAGGAGAAGAUUGAGCGGGCCAUUGCUCGUAGCUUAAAGGAUGCCGAGAAACUCAAGGCUGAGGUGGACAAGAAGGACAAGGAGCUGGCCAAUCUGGUGGAUGGACUUCACGACUCUGCCAAGGAGAUCAAGGACAUUGCCAGCGAUUUGGGUGCCACGGACAUAGCUAAAAAGUUGAAGGCAGAAGCCCCAUUCCAAGACACGGCUAAGACGUUGACGGACUGCGCCAAGGAGCUGAGCGAUGAGACGCCAAAGCCCCCAGAGGAUAACAAAACGAAUCCUAAACGCAGCGCACCGCAAAAAGAUUCGAAAGAUUCAGGUCCACCCAAGUCGUCCGGCGGAGGCGGUGGCAGUGGCGGCGGUGGUGGUGGCAUUUCCGCGAGUGCCGGCAAUGUCACCACAGAAGCCGUGAUCCGCGAGGCAGCCGAGCGUCAGAUGGAAAAGCUGCUGCCCAAGGACAUUAACCUACCGCCCACGAUACCGACUCCAACAGCAGCCAUACCGCCUGCCACGAAUAAGCCAACGGCCGCGGCAAGCGCAUCGCCUCAAGCCCCAUCCUCGGCAAAUUCCUCCAAGAAGGUGCUCUAACAGACCGACAAGGCCUCGAGGAAAGGAACGACCAAGACGCCUCCCAAGUCAAAGUAAUUCAAGGAGUGAAGCACGAGAAGGAGGCGGAUAAAUAUGUUUGCUUAUGUGUCCAGAAUGUUCUUACUGCAAUUAAGAUUGAUUGUUACCAUAAACUAUAAACCACACAACAAACCGAGAGAACCGACAGAACGCCGCCCCACACUAAUACGAAAAAUCAAAUGCUGUAUUUAACUUGAAUUCUAGAUGCUGGCUAGAUGGAUGCUAGAAAUUAGACGAUAGAAAUAGGAGCGAUUCACGACUACUUAACGCGUGGCUGUAGUAAAGUAUCCUCUCCCUCGCUCUACGAGUAAGGCACAAACACAAAUAUAUGAAUAUCCAACAGACCCACUUGAAAUACCUUAACCUAGUUAUACACUACAAAUAUAUACAAUAACCGACACUAUAUGUAUGUUACGCAUCUGCAUUCAUCAGCCCAGAAAUGAUGAUUGUUGAUGAAUGGAAAGAUGCGCCACUUCACUUGGCGAAGCGAUUGUGAUCAGUAAGCGAAAAUGUUAAUUUACAAUUUAGUUCAGAUUAAAUUUGUAUCGAUACGAAUGGAGGAUGCAGCAGGCCAGAGCGGAGAGAUAUUUAAAUUAAAGAAUUAAAAUUGAAUUUUGUGAGAAACCAGGUGAUAAUUCUAAACAAUAAUGUGUAUGUGCUUGAAUGAAUUAAUUAGUUUAUGAGAGUUUGUAAAAGUGUUUUGCAAUAAAAAGUUAGUAU